This is a messenger RNA of Arachis stenosperma, 327 nucleotides long. RefSeq lists its product as uncharacterized. The coding region runs from base 1 to 327 and encodes 108 amino acids. The transcript has a single exon. Lineage: Eukaryota; Viridiplantae; Streptophyta; Magnoliopsida; Fabales; Fabaceae. The record is from RefSeq and is a predicted model, not a curated record.
AUGACUGCCUUGGUGGGUGAAGAACAGUCUGCCUUUGUGAAGGGGAGGAAGAUUGUUGAUGGCGCAUUAAUAGCUUGUGAAGCAGUUCAUUGGUUAAAGAAGAAGAAGGCUUCGGCUUGGUUGAUUAAACUUGAUUUUCAUAAGGCUUAUGACAGGGUCAGAUGGAGUUUUGUGGAUGUAGUGUUAGAGAAUAUGGGAUUCGGAGAAAAGUGGAGAGACACGACAGCAUCCAUGUCCAUUUUGGUGAACGGAACACCAACCAUUCCAUUUAAGCUACAUAGGGGCUUACAUAAGGGUGAUCCAUUAUCCCAUUCUUAUUUGUUCUAG